GGCUCCUCCUCCCUCCUUCCGUCCCCGGCUCCUUCCGUCCGUCGUUCCUUCCUUCCUGCUCCGCCCGCGUGCCUCGCGCUAUGGCUUAGCGCCUCCGCUCAGCCCGCACCACCUGAGGAUCCCGGAAGCCGUCCCCGCGAUGGAAGAGGACCAGGAGCUGGAGAGGAAGGCAAUUGAAGAACUGCUUAAGGAGGCAAAACGUGGGAAAACAAGAGCAGAAACAAUGGGACCGAUGGGUUGGAUGAAGUGUCCUCUCGCUGGCACAAAUAAAAGAUUCCUAAUUAACACAAUUAAGAACACGCUGCCCUCCCAUAAAGAGCAAGACCCUGAGCAAAAGGAGGGCAGCAAGGAAGCCACGAAAAGCCAGGGCCAGAAAGAAGAAAAGCGGAAGAAGCACAGAGGUCACCCCUACAAGCACAGCUUCCAGGCCCGGGCCCCCGAGGGCCACUCUCCGCACCGGAAGCCCAGUGGCCGGGACAAGUCGGGGAAGCGCUCCAACAGGCGAUGAGGAGGACGGGCAGGAGCCACCUGCGCUGAUCCGUCUGGGACAGGGGGUGUGCCCACGAGGAUUUGAGGACAGGCCUGCAGCCAGAGAGCAGACACCUAGGAGUGAGUGACUUUUACAGUCAGUCCUUAGUUGCUAUGACAAGGAAAUGAGUGCAAAGGGACUUGCUCUGCAGGUGUCCAGGCAAGUUCCAGCUUUUCUGGCGGUGGCCUCCCAUAGCGUGUCAUGUUUUCAUUCUCUGUUGUUUGGAAGUUGGUUUCAAAAUAAAUCUAAAACUUAAGUUUUCA
This is a messenger RNA of Nyctereutes procyonoides (raccoon dog), 792 nucleotides long. It is a transcript of the gene POLR1D, whose product is annotated as RNA polymerase I and III subunit D. Bases 140 to 508 code for a protein of 122 amino acids. The record is from RefSeq and is a predicted model, not a curated record. NCBI's taxonomy places the organism in Eukaryota, Metazoa, Chordata, Mammalia, Carnivora, Canidae. The transcript has 3 exons.